AUGAAGACUUCUGCAAUCAUCUGUCUCCUAGCUGCUAUUACCACUACUAGUGGAAGCCCGCUGAAGACAAGAAACGAUCAAGUUGAGAUUACAUUCAUUGGUGCAGCCGAUGCACAAUUCACCCAAAGCUUCCCGAGUGACGGCACUGUCGUCUCCAUUGGUGACCCACUUAGCAUCUCGCACAUUUCAUCCAACACAGCUGGCAUCCAAUGCACCUUCAAUGGCGUUGAUCACAGUGUGACAACCGUCAACGGAGCGGAGCUGGUGGAUGUGGGCCCUCCGCAGACCCAGGUAUCUGCAUCUUGCCACGCAAUAGGGUCUCCUCCGACUCCGAACAGCCCCGUGGAGCAUCAGAACAACGAUGUUCAGGUCACUUUCAUCGGUGCCGCCAAUGCUCUGUUUACUCAGGUCUUCCCCAUCAAUGGUGGAAGUGUCCAAAUUACCAAUCCUUUGAGUAUCUCCCAUAUUGUAUCGGAUCGAGAUGGUGUUACUUGUGUGUUCAAUGGUAUUGACCAUAGUGUUACUACUAUUACUGGUACACAGUUAGUUGAUGUUGGACCUCCCCAGACACAGAUUUCUGGUUCCUGCCGGAUGUAA
Penicillium canescens is the source of this 597-nucleotide messenger RNA. RefSeq lists its product as uncharacterized. The coding region runs from base 1 to 597 and encodes 198 amino acids. The record is from RefSeq and is a predicted model, not a curated record. The transcript is spliced from 3 exons. Lineage: Eukaryota; Fungi; Ascomycota; Eurotiomycetes; Eurotiales; Aspergillaceae.